Molecule: messenger RNA, 2324 nt
Organism: Mus musculus (house mouse)
Lineage: Eukaryota; Metazoa; Chordata; Mammalia; Rodentia; Muridae
Gene: Wfdc5
Product: WAP four-disulfide core domain 5
Exons: 4
Coding region: 90-470 (126 amino acids)
Cellular component (GO): extracellular region
Molecular function (GO): peptidase inhibitor activity
Source: RefSeq, marked validated
CUGACUCAACUGCUCUGGCAUCUCUGAGACUGUAAAUGUUAAUCUGGGGGCCUCUGAGCUCUGAGCUUAUUGGGUGCCACGAAAGAAACAUGAGAGUCCAGAGCUCCCUCCUCCUGGUAGUCCUCCUGGCUUUGGAGACUCACUUGCCUGUUGCCUUGUGUAGAAAGAAGGGAGACAAAUUGGGGGGUUGCCCACCAGACGAUGGACUCUGCAACCAGAAUACUCCUCCUGAUCAGUGCUUGAAUGACAAACAGUGUCCCUCUUCUUGGAAGUGCUGUCGCCGAGCCUGCUUCCUCCAGUGUAUGCCUCGUGUCUUUGUAAAGUCGGGCAAAUGCCCCGUGGAUCAACUUCGCUGCCUCAGUCCCACAAAGCACAUGUGUAACAAAGACUCGGACUGCUCAGGCAAGAAGCGGUGCUGUGCCAGCGCCUGUGGCCGGGACUGCCGAGACCCCAGCAAAAGUACCAUUUGAGACCCCAGCAAAGGCUAAUUCUGGCUUACGAUCUAUGGCUCUGCACCCCAGGUGUGGUUCCCACCAGAAAGAGAUCAUGAUGUGCCAGCCAGGGAUCCUGCGACCCAGAUCUUCUCUCCAGAGACAGUUGUGACCUUCUGACAAGCACUGGCCUGUUGUCAGCUCCCUUACAACUCAUGCCUCCUGCAUUCUCCUCUGAGUGCCAAGGUCCACACCAGACAUCAAAAGCAUAGCUCAUCAUUCGGCUCCGGCACCCCACACCACUGUUGUGCUGGGCUUCCCAUCCCACCUCAGAACCAGUGUUAUAUCUCUCUGUACAUUGUUCCCUCCACUUCAAAUGCCAAGCCAGGCAGCCCCUUCUCUCCCGAGCCCUGAACCCACCUGCAGACUAUCCUCCCCAAAAUAAUGUGUGUCCAGAAAGAAUUUUCCAAACAUCAGUCCAUCCACACAUGCUGCCUCAGUCCCCAUCAUCCCUGCAGAGCCACCCCGUAAUGUGUAAAGUUGUGUGAAGUACCUCUGUACAUCUACUCACUUAACGUCUUCAUUUAAACGGCUCACUUUUGGAUGUUAACAAUUCAUUUCCAAGGGAUGGUGUGGGAGGGGAGGGCAGAGGAGGUUUGGUGUCGCUAAGGUAAAUAAGAUCUGCAAGAUCAACGGACAGAGGCAGCAUGGAUCUUCGAAGCCAAGUGUAAUGAAAACAAUAAUUCCAUUGAGUUCAUUCGUGCUUGAUUUAAAUAACACCGUUAAACUCUAGCUAAUAGGGCCACCUGCCAAGGCAGAGCCUGAUUCUGUUUUAAUAAAUGGAGAUUAACAAGGGUUAAAGAGAUGUCAAGAGAUGCAGGAUUCUGACUGAGACAGCUUCCUGGCAGAGUCAGGAGCAAAGAGAGAGCCUCUGACCCAGGGAGUCGAUGAUGCUUCAUGUUGUAGCCAAGUGCUUGCUAAGACCGUUUGGAUUGUCCCAUAUCCAGGAAAAGGGGCUCCAGCAGUUGGGAUGUCAUGUGUAGAGUACAUCUGUCUCCACUACUGGGCUGUGUCUCACUUGCCUUGAUUUCCCAGCCUAGAGUCAGGGCCAAACAAGGGUUUCUUGAGAGGACUCAGCAAGGGUCUGUCCAUUCCUUGGACCCAGACAGCUGAGAAAGGAGGUGCCUUUUGUCUGAUAGACUUGGGGCAGACUACUAUGGAGGCGAACUUAAAAAUUGUGUCUCUUCUGUCCUGUUCCCGUGGCCUUGCGGUGUAACCCAGGCGAGUCCUUCACCACUUCCCUUUGCAGUCUGGAAGAUGGAGAGAGUGCCACUUUCUGGUUGCUACAGCCAUUCUCACUAGAUUCAAAUGCCCGAACUGUUGGCUUGUAGUAACAGUUGCCAACAACAUGGCUCCAAGGUGACACGUAGAGAAAAGAAAGCUUUCUGGUGUCACAGAAUCUGUGAGCUCCUGGAUAUUUCUGAGCCUCCUUCUGGGCCUUGGUUGCUCCACCCAUCACAUUAACACAGAUAAUAUAAGGGACCAUAGUCUCUGCCCACCAUGUCCCUUCUCGUCCUCAGACUCACUAGAUAGUGUCUGUCCCAUUCGUAGUUUAUAAAUUGCCAACUUGGCAUAGCCUAGAACUGCCUGAAAGACAAGCUUCUGGACAUUACCCUGAUAUGCUAAUUGAUGUGGGAAGAACCACUUUGAUUGUGGGUGUGACCCUUCCCUAGGUAUUAGAUCCUGAACUGGACAAAACGAUGCAAGUGAGCUGAGCAUAGCAUGUGUGCAUCAUCCAUCACUCCCUUCUGAAUGCAAAUGUACUGUAACCAGCUGCUUCCAGCUCCUGCUGCCUUGACCUCCCCACCAUAAAGGACUGUAUCUUGAACUGUG